AUGGCUCCAGAAGAUUCAGCACCGGCAUCAUCCCUGUCUUAUUCUAUUCGAAAUAUAUUGAGUCCGGACUUUGGUUUGAGAGCGUUGCAGCAUGCUAGGAGAUCAUCCUGCAGUAGUAAUAGAAUCUCAACACCAGCAUCAACGCUUUUGUAUAGGCCGUAUGCUUCGACUGUAACAUCAUCGCCACCUCAAAGUCCAACCAGCCCGUCUAUCAGUUCUACCAUCAGUCCGCCGACCAGCCCUGAUAAUAAUAGUGUUGCAUCCACACCUAACAAGACACCCGAACUUUGGCCUGCAUGGGUAUACUGCACGAGAUACAGUGAUCGACCCAGUUCAGGACCUCGAUCGAGGCGUCAGAAAAAAUCUCAAUCCAGUUCCUCAGGCAAUACAAGCUCGGAUGAGAAAAGGCCCCGAACGGCAUUUAGUGGUACCCAAUUGGCAAGGCUCAAACACGAAUUUGCUGAAAAUCGGUAUCUGACAGAAAGGAGAAGACAGCAGUUAAGUGCCGAACUUGGUUUGAAUGAAGCACAGAUUAAAAUCUGGUUCCAAAACAAAAGAGCAAAAAUCAAAAAAGCAUCUGGCCAAAAGAACCCACUAGCCCUCCAAUUGAUGGCCCAGGGUCUGUAUAACCAUUCCACGGUCGCAUGUGAUGAAGAUGAAAUGUGUGCGAAUUAA
This is a messenger RNA of Ctenocephalides felis (cat flea), 675 nucleotides long. RefSeq names its product homeobox protein engrailed-1-B-like. The transcript has 2 exons. Gene Ontology annotation, cellular component: nucleus. Lineage: Eukaryota; Metazoa; Arthropoda; Insecta; Siphonaptera; Pulicidae. The coding region runs from base 1 to 675 and encodes 224 amino acids. Gene Ontology annotation, biological process: neuron differentiation; multicellular organism development; regulation of transcription by RNA polymerase II. Gene Ontology annotation, molecular function: RNA polymerase II cis-regulatory region sequence-specific DNA binding; DNA-binding transcription factor activity, RNA polymerase II-specific. The record is from RefSeq and is a predicted model, not a curated record.